AUGAUGUCUUGCACUGAGCUGAUCACUAUGUGUCUGCUAUCUCCCAAACAAUUCCAGAAGGACAAACCCAUCGAAGCCCCUCCACAACUAAUCAUAGACCAGGACCUGUCUAUAUUCAGGGAUAUAUUCAGGAGAGCAGACAAAAAUGAUGACGGCAAACUGUCCUUUGAAGAAUUCCAGAGCUAUUUUUCUGAUGGGGUUCUGAAUCAGGAGGAUCUGAAGAAAAUGUUCAUCCGGAUCGACAGCCAGCAAACCAAGAACAUGGAUACAGAGCUGCUAUGUGACUAUUUCUCUGAAUAUUUGGGGGAAUACAAGAAUGUUCUCACUGCCCUGCAGAAUCUGAAUGUAACUAUAUUGACAGCCAUGGAUAAAACCAAAAUGGACUAUGAGAAAGCCAAUCCCACCGAGCAGUUUGUAACACGUUUCUUGCUGCGGGAAACAAUGAAUCAGUUGCAUUCCCUGCAGAGCUCCUUGGAGUGCGCUCUGGAAGCUGUAGAAGCCCAGACUAGGCAAGACAGACAGGAUGUUGCAAAGCUAGAGCCUAAGAGGGUUGCGCGCAAAUGCAGUCGCCGUACCGACAAGUCCUCCAGCCUUGCGCCAACAGAUGCCUAUUCGGCUCUCCUGAGAACAGGUGUGCUGUCAGAUGGCGACACUCAGUGGUCGGUACAGAUCAAUCGCUUGGAGCAGCUCAUCGACAAGCUGGAAUGUACGAGUCCGCGGCUACAUCCGUUGCAGGAAGAUGUGACUUCUUGUACGACACAGAUGGAGAUCCUGGUGGCCCAGAGACAGCUUCCAAUCAAUGGAGUCUAUAUGGAUCAGUUCAAAGUGUCACUGAAGAGUUACAGUGAAUUCACGGCCACCCAAGAACACUGCUUACAUGUAUCCACCCGAGACCAUCACUCCCACCCAGGCUACAUCCUAUAUGAAAUAUGGAGAAAUGAGGAGUCUUGGAAGACUCAUCUCCAGUCUGCAGAGAGCAAAACGUUCCAGAGAGCCAUCAUUGAUUACCUUGAAGGUCCAGAACAGAUCAAGACCAUGCUUUUUCCAGCUGAUUGGUGGACUUUUGAACCAUAAGAACCUAUCUACCUGGAAAGACCUUCAUGGCCACCGUGCUAAAUCUCUGCUACCAAUAAUAGAUCAUCUUUCCCCCACAUCCACAUUCAGCAGUUUAAUCAGAUUCUCUCUUUCCUGGCAUACGUUGGUCUUAUACUUUACUUUAUAAAACACUGUAUCAUGAGAUAGACUAGAAGAACCUUGUACCUCCAUUUGCAUUAUUCAUGCUUUGUCUUGGAGUCCAUCAAACCCUUCCUAAAAAUAAUGUAUUUCUCUAAAAGUGACAAUGUGUAGAUUUAUGGGAGUGUGCUGAUGUGUAUGAGUAGGAAGUCCUCCUCCACUUGCAAAUUUAAUGAUCUCAGAACUUCCUGUUGGCUGAAACGUUCUUUGUGAGUCCAUCAG
Molecule: messenger RNA, 1455 nt
Organism: Bufo bufo (common toad)
Lineage: Eukaryota; Metazoa; Chordata; Amphibia; Anura; Bufonidae
Gene: NECAB3
Product: N-terminal EF-hand calcium binding protein 3
Exons: 13
Coding region: 1-1074 (357 amino acids)
Biological process (GO): regulation of amyloid precursor protein biosynthetic process
Cellular component (GO): cytoplasm; endoplasmic reticulum; Golgi cis cisterna
Molecular function (GO): calcium ion binding
Source: RefSeq, a predicted model, not a curated record